Molecule: messenger RNA, 843 nt
Organism: Acanthocheilonema viteae
Lineage: Eukaryota; Metazoa; Nematoda; Chromadorea; Rhabditida; Onchocercidae
Source: the annotation of a GenBank genome assembly
AUGAAAUCUGUGACAUGGUAUCUGUCGCUAUCUGUAAUUUUGUGGAUUUCGCAAACUAUUGAUACUGUAUUAUUUCAUAAAAAACAUGAAUUACUUAUGAAUGAUGUGUUUCAAAGAAAACCGAACGAAAUUCGUAAUAAAAAGACAUUUAUUAUUCUGAAAUUCCAGCCAUGUUAUAUUUGUGCAGCAGAAUGGAAGCUGCAAAAUGGCAAUCGACGGGUAAUAAUUGAGCAAGCUAAACUUGCUGAAGACGAAGAUAAGUGUGAAGCAACAGUGGUUCGUGAAGUAGAGGAUGCCUUGAAAAUGAUGCAACCUGAAUCGUGGCAGAAUACUGCUAUCAAUGGUUCCGUGCUGAAACAGGAUACUGAAAAGUUUCUGAACGAAAAUGAGAAAUUAUUAUCAGUGGAUCAAUUUCGGAAGAAGCUAGCCAUCCUAAGUUCACGUUGGGAAAAAUAUCGAAUGCAGCAGGAUUUCAAUAAAUGGACGACAUUACGACACUGGCUUCGUUUACCAGGUCUGCGACAUCGUUUACAGGUACUGGAAAAAGAUUUGAAAAGUGAAAAGCAGUCACGACGACUACGGCGACUGUUACAUCGAGUGCAGCAUGUACAGAAUAUUCUGCAAACGGUUAGGAAAAAGUUACAGGAUGCCUAUGCCGUUUUGCAUCUUGAAGGCAAGUCGCCAUAUUCUGAAACAGCAUUACAGAAGCGUUUUGUAGCAGCUAUGGAUUAUAAGGUACUGCAAUCACGACGGCGACACUUCGCACUAAAGCGUAAGUUAUCACCAAGUUAUCAGUCGAGAACCAUCAAAUGCGAUCACUUGUAUCAAUUAUCAUGCUUUUAA